Molecule: messenger RNA, 2364 nt
Organism: Phaeodactylum tricornutum CCAP 1055/1
Lineage: Eukaryota; Bacillariophyta; Bacillariophyceae; Surirellales; Neidiaceae
Exons: 4
Coding region: 1-2364 (787 amino acids)
Source: RefSeq, a predicted model, not a curated record
AUGGAUGAAGAGGAGAAGAUUCUUGAGGUGGCCAAGAAGCUUAUGCCUUCUAAGCCAACAACCCUCAAGGAUAUGAGCAAGUGGCGUUCCUUCUUUGAAAACUGGAACUUGUACAUGAGUCAGUGUCGCGGUGCUGCGGCUAUCCCUCUUUCGUACGUUUACCGUACCAACGAGCAGCCCGAGACCGCUUUGGUCGGAACCUAUGUGAAUAUGGAUGCCUAUUUGGUUGCCCAGACAGUACUGUCUGGUUCCAACUUUGAGAUCGAUAAUCAAUGGGUUUUUGACGAAUUCAAGGAAGCAAUCACUACAACCGGACCUGGUUGGUCUUUCAUCAAGACGUACAACCGAAGCAAGGACGGUCGUGCUGCCAUUUUGAAAUUAAAGGAACAGGCGGAAGGAACAUUAAACGAGUCCGUUCGCCGUGAUGAUGCCAUCAAGAUCCUGUCAACUACGACAUACAAUGGUCCGAGUUGUAACUGGAAUAUUGAUAUGCUGUUGCAGAAAUUUCAGUAUGCCAUCUCGGAAUUGGUCGAAAUUGACGGAGUCGCGUUGCCGGAUGGGCAGCUUGUGACUUAUUUGGUCCAGGCAUUGAAGGACCCAAGUCUGAGUUAUGUUCGUGACACAAUUCGCACCAAUGCCACUUAUCGGAACAGUUUUCCGGAAGCGCAGCUUUUUGUGAAGACUUUUGUGUCUUCGUCCACGAGCAAAUCCGAAAACACGCCUCGACAGGUCAAUGAUGUGCAAACAUCAGGUAGUGGGGCCUCCGGUGGGAGUAAGAAAGGAGGUACCGGGAAAGGAGCCAGCAAGCAGACUCCCUUCAAGGGUGCAGUCACGGCUCGCAGUUAUACUCCGGGAGAAUGGAAAAGAUUGUCCAAGGACCAACAGGAAAAAGUGCGAUCGCUGCGUAAUAAAAAGAAGCAAGGAGGGAAACCCGAGGAAUCAGAGAGGAGUGUUGACAGUGUAGCACGGGAUGAGCCUGUGGACACUAAGGAAGUCCAUACCAGCAGUGAUAUGGAACCGACUUCAGAUGCGGCUGGCCUGCAAUUUGGCCGUGAUCGAGUGAUAUUGAGCCUCACCUCUACACGCAGCAUUUGUGAUCUCAACGCAUGCACUCAUCUUGGUGAGGGCCGCUGCGAGUUGGAUUCACAUGCAGACACAUGCGUGGCUGGGGCAAACACUGUCUUGAUUGGUGAAUCGCAGAAGUCCGUAACUGUGCGACCUUUCUCCGGUGAAUAUUCUGCACUGAAGAAUAUCCCCAUUGGAACGGUUGCCACAGCUUACACAGUACCAGAAGACGGGAGAGUGGUGCUUCUUAUUAUUAAUCAGGCCCUAUUCUUUGGGGACAGAUUGAAAAACACCCUAUUGACCCCCAACCAGAUGCGAGACUUUGGCAUUGAAGUUGACGAUGCCCCUCGGCAGUACGUCGCCAACUCCAAGCACUCUUUGUAUGUUCCUGACUCCCAACUUCGGAUUCCGCUGCAGCUGCGCGGUAUAUUCUCGUUUUUGGAGUCGCGGAAGCCCACGCAACAGGAACUUGACGAGUGUGAGCAUAUCAUACUCACCUCUGAUGUGCCGUGGGAGCCUUGCUCAACGGACUUUGCCCGUCGAGAAGAAGAGGCCGCUAAGAGAGACCGGAGCGUAUCAUUGGUAGACACAACGGGACUUUCCACUGGCCACGCAAUCCUAUCAGCACACCCAUAUGGUAUACGAACUGUUGCGGCUUCGCAGCAAAUACUUGAGACUUUUCGUUCCUUGACAGAGGUUGAAUUGUGCGAGACCAAUCUGGCGGACCGCCUUAUUGCCUGUGUUAAUGUUGCGUCGGAUGAUUACUGUGGAGACGGGUUGGACGGUAGAGCUGACUUGGAUGUGUACCCGGACUCAGAAGACUUCACUCGUGUCGUCUCAGUUUAUGAUGGGUCUAAGGAGCAGGGAGGUGGCAAACAUUGGAGAGAGAUUGAGCAGCGUCACCAUAUACAUCGCCAUGUAACGGAGCCACACAGCCAGUGGCAGAAUCGAGCUGAAGGAGAAAUUCGUGAAAUUAAGAAGGCUGUUCGGCACCGACUGCAGGUUUCUCGUGCACCACGGCGCCUAUGGUGUUUUUGUUGUGAAUGGGUGUCGGCUAUCCGUCGAUUAACUGCUCAUGACAUUCCUGCGCUAAACGGUCGAGUUGCCACGGAGCUUUUGGAAGGGGACACCCCCGAUAUUUCUGAGUACGCGCAAUUUGACUGGUAUGAGCCUGUCUGGUUCAUCGACCCAACUUCUGCUUUCCCUGAAAUGAAGAAGAAAUUGGGCCGAUGGGUCGGAGUUGCAUCAGAUGUGGGACAGGCGAUGACUUUUUGGAUUCUUCCAAACCAUCGAAAAUAG